ACAGUUUGGUCUUUUCUUGGAAACUAAACCAAAUUCUAAGUGGGAGAUAGAGCAACGAGUCCAUGCGAAGAACUGGGAAAAAUUUAAACUUACUAAUUACAUCGCAACGUGAAUUUAACAAAGCCUUUAUUUCUAGUAGUUACACCUACGUACCGUUUCUGCAGAGAGACCCCAUGCCGGUGCGAUUUAUGUUUCAAGUCCUUUAUAAAAUGAAGCUUUUGUUCUAAGGUUGGGGACAAUUUAAAAUAGCUGAGACUUGACGAAGUUUGCUGUUAACUUUGAUCAUGAAACGUUUGAGCGCUAGCUCACCAUCAUUAGAAGUUUUAGAAUGCGGAGAGGGAACGUUUCUGGUUUCACGAUCAUCCCGACAUAAUUUUUCCUAAUGUUGAUCAUCAGUAGAACGGAAUCGAUUUCGUUUGGGUAUAAAAGUAAUCCGAUCCACAUGACGCCUUGUAGUUCUUGGAAAUAAUGCGAGAUGGGCGACCAGAUUGGUCUUGGCCUUGGCCGAAAUUCCGAAUGAAAUAUUUCUGUUGUUUGGGAUCGUGCUGAAACUCAUCGUUCGUCUUCUUUGGUGAUCGGUUCGUCGCCAAAUGUUUCAACACCCUCCCUAGUUGACUCAAUGACCCGUAAAAAAAUUAUUUCCGAUUUUCUACUUAAAAAGGCAAGUAAAUUUUUUUAAAUAACUAUAACCUUUGUGUGUUUGACGUCAUAAGCGUUGAAUGGGAUUUGUUAAAAAACAUUUUUGUUAUGUAGAAUGCAACCUUCAGAUGUGCACAAUGAUUUAUGAAUUUGUGAUUCGUUUUCAGAGGUCUAUCUCUUCACGUCGUUCGCGUCGUCGCCGUCGAAUCGGAAAUCUAUUCCAUCAGGAUGCUGUAGCCUACACCUUAAAGAGGACUGAGCGCAUAGCUUGUAGCCAGUACAGUCAACCUACACGACAUGCUCGAGAACCUUCUCAUAACUAAUUUUUGCUGGUGCUCCGGAUUGCCAAUCAGCUCGCUGCGGAAUGGAUGCUGGAUGUCGUAAACAACCCGAUGGAUCGUUCAUUUGUGUUUGCACUCACGAUUUCAGCCAAGAAAGAUCCGAUACGCCCUGCCCACGCAAAGUCGUGUCCGGAACGAAUUCUUAUUAUCCUGUUAAUAAUAAGACGUUGAUUACCAUCCAUCGAAAUGGUCGAAAUAAUGAGCAUAAAUUAUUCCCUCGCGUGUUUAAGGCUCAUCUACCGGUUUCUGUACUGACUGAUGAGAUUCCAGAUCACUCUUCGUCAAUGAAAACUGUUGCGCUAGCCUAUUCAAUGCCCAUAACUCUAAUCAUGGCAUUGAUUGGAUUAGUUUUUCUCUCAAUCAAGUAGAUUAGGUGGGUAAGAAUUUACAGGAUGACCAACAGGAAUCGAACUGUAUUGCGCUUCGGUAGGAAUGUUUCCCCAAAAGAAUUCUUAACCAUCAACACCGACUACUUGAGAAUAGUCGACCAAGUGGAACAGAAUGUCAGCUCCCGUUCCUUUCUCCUUUUGCGUGAGUGGAUCGAACUUGAAACUGAACUCGGUGAAGGUUGUUUUGGUAAGGUUUUUCGCGGUCGACUACGCCGCCCUGAUUCAUCAAUCCAGUCAACGGAUCCCUCCUAUAUUAAUCUGGAGAGCAGUCAAGCUGUGGCAAUCAAAGUUCUCAAAUCUCCGUCACCUGGAAUCGCUUCAACCACUGCGCAAAGCGAUUUUCUCCGAGAAGCAGAGAUGAUGGCUUCGUUCUCUCACGAGAAUAUCUUGGCUUUACAUGGUGUUGUUAUCAAUGAGUUUAGUAUCGGACCAUGGGUUGUAUUUGAAUACAUGGAGUUGGGCGACCUAGCUCAGCUAUUACGUUCCUCCAACGGCUAUCCUAGUCCUAAAGAUAAAGAUACCCUCAUAGGCAGACAUAAAUUGAAUCAGGAGGAUUUGCGCUCCAUAGCAGAACAAAUUGCAAAUGGUAUGAAAUAUCUUUCGUCAAGGCAUUUCGUACAUCGGGAUCUAGCGUGUCGAAACUGUUUGGUGGGUGAACGGCCAUCUGUCAACCCAGCUUUUAGCAGUAAUCGUUCAAAUCUUAUCAUCAAGAUAUCGGACUUUGGAAUGAGCAGAGAUGUUCAUACCACUGAUUACUACAAGAUGGGAUCUUCUCAAUUUUUGCCGGUUAGAUGGAUGCCCCCCGAAUCAAUUCUUUAUGGUAAGUUUACUCGGGAAUCGGAUGUCUGGGCUUUUGGAGUUGUCCUCUGGGAAAUUUUCUCGAUGGGCGCCCUCCCAUAUUACGGUCACUCUAAUGAAGAGGUGAUAACAAUGAUCGUCGACAGCGUUCUUCUGGAGCCACCAAAGUCUACUCCUUGUUUGAUUCGGCAACUAAUGUAUGAAGGUUGUUGGAAGAAGGUGCCAUCCGAUCGUCCUUCUUUUUCAGAGAUUCAUGCCAAACUCGCUGGUUUUUCGAGUACAGCACCGUUGUCGGAACAAGCAGAAUGUGAAAUUUAUUCUAACUGUUAUGCCUAUCUCCAACCUUUACCGGAUUUGGAACCAUAAUUUCCCUCACACAAUUUUGGUAUUGCGGAAAGUUUGUGAUCUUUAUAAUAGUUGCUAUAUUAAGUCAUGCGCUUGCGUAAUCAUUUAUUUAGUCUUCCUGUUCGUAUUUCCCCCUCAAUAUUUAUUAUUCUCACAAAUUAUUGUUGGAAUAAAAAAUACAUAAAGUGUCACCGAUUGAAUUAUGAACAGCAAAUUCAUUAUUCAUUUGCGUAACCUCGUUGACCUAUGCUUGUAAUUGUUAAAGAUUGUGGCAACGAACAUAUCCUUUUAAAUUGUUACAAAGCAACAUUUUACCAUAACCUUUAACAACAAAGUGUAUUAAACAACCAGGUGAUUAUCACAUAAAUUUAGAAAUGAUCUGUGGUCAAAGUCAGAAGGGAAAUGUAUAGUAAAAAUUCGAAAAGCAAUAUUUAUUUCGGUCACAGAGAAGUCGUGUGGUUUUCGUGCAUCUCUGGCGUGUAAGUGAGAAGGACAAAGGCAACCCAAAAAUGAAGAACCACCAUCUAGA
Daphnia pulicaria is the source of this 3041-nucleotide messenger RNA. RefSeq names its product tyrosine-protein kinase transmembrane receptor Ror-like. Gene Ontology annotation, cellular component: signaling receptor complex; axon. Gene Ontology annotation, molecular function: transmembrane receptor protein tyrosine kinase activity; neurotrophin binding; neurotrophin receptor activity. The record is from RefSeq and is a predicted model, not a curated record. The coding region runs from base 1373 to 2533 and encodes 386 amino acids. Gene Ontology annotation, biological process: cellular response to nerve growth factor stimulus; multicellular organism development; protein phosphorylation. NCBI's taxonomy places the organism in Eukaryota, Metazoa, Arthropoda, Branchiopoda, Diplostraca, Daphniidae. The transcript is spliced from 9 exons.